Molecule: messenger RNA, 3460 nt
Organism: Phanerochaete carnosa HHB-10118-sp
Lineage: Eukaryota; Fungi; Basidiomycota; Agaricomycetes; Polyporales; Phanerochaetaceae
Exons: 11
Coding region: 1130-3223 (697 amino acids)
Biological process (GO): glycerophospholipid catabolic process
Molecular function (GO): protein binding; phosphoric diester hydrolase activity
Source: RefSeq, a predicted model, not a curated record
UUUGUACGUGUAGUUUGGCAAGAAAAUUCAGGCUGAUCAAGUCCCGGGAUGGUCCCAAUUCUAUCUCGACUACAAGUCGCUCAAGAAGAUCAUAUCCGCCCUCGGGGCAAACAAGCCAGUUUCAGAGGCCACGGCUAUCGCAGUCGGUGAGCAUCUCAUCAGAGGGGGUUCAUCCGACAAACAAAUACUGGGGCUACCGUUCUUGUCGUCUGGAACGGGCCAAGAAGACGAAAGGGGCAGAGAAUUUCAGGCGUACAAGGCGGCGUUCUUCUUCAAACUAGAGCGAGAGCUAGAGAAAGCAAGCAAUUCGCCACAUCUUAGCCGUGGGAGCAGCUCUGACCGUCCCAUCAAUGCUUUCUACCUGGAGAAGGAGGCCGAACUCAAAUCACGCCUGGAAACCCUGCUUUCAAAGCGUAGGGCUGCAGCUUCUCGUGUCUUGCCAGACUCGCUAGACGACUAUCCCACACGAAACCAUGUAGAGUGGAGCGCCGUCGAAGAAGGCUUCAAUUUACUCGAGCGCGACCUCGGAAAGCUUCAGCAAUUUGUCGAGAUCAACGCUACCGGUUUCCGUAAGAUUCUGAAGAAAUGGGACAAACGGUCCAAAUCGAGCACCAAAGAGCUGUACCUGGCUAGACAGGUAGACGUCCAGCCAGUGUUCAAUAGACAGCUGAUAUCCGAACUUGCGGACACGGUCGCGGCCUGUCUUCUCGAUCUCACCGACUUGUCUGCGCUCUUCGGGCACCAUCUCUCAGAGAGCUUUGGUCAACAAGGUCUAUUUACUGACUUGGAGAGCAGUAUCCGGAAGGCUGUCGCAGACUCGGACAAAGAUGCACUACGAGAAGUAAUCCGGUACUCCGAAUCCUUGUCACAGUCGCCUGAAGGGCGGACACACGUCACCCGAUUUCUAUGGAAAGCCAUCAUUGACGCUCCGGCUGACCUGGCCGAUUUCAUUCUCGCCUCCACAUCCACGCCUUUUGACUAUCGCUUUAUUGACGACAUCAAUGGACGCACAUGCCUUCAUGAAGCGGCUCGAGUUGGCGCCUUACGGCUGGUCGAUCUCUGCCUGCAGAACAGAGUCCAACGGGAGAAGGUUGAUGUGUACGGCCGCUCUGCGUUGCACUAUGCUGCUAUGAGUGGCCAUUCCGCCGUUUGCCGACGGCUCCUCGAAGAGGGCCUGAGCGCGGAUGCGCUGGAUCUCGACAAUUGCACUCCGAUGAUUUACGCUACACUUCGAGGAUCAGUAGAAUGUGUUCGGGUACUCUUAGAAGUUGGUCACGUCUCUGUUCAGGCCACCGUCCUCAACGGCGACCUCAUUCCCCUGUCUCUCGCCGCACGCUCCGGUCAUUACGACGUUGUGGUUCUGCUGCUUCAGCACGGCGCGCCAAGUCUUCCCAAUACCAACGGCGAGUACCCGACUCAUCUGGCAGCGCAGGAAGGCCAUCACACGAUCUGCCAAUUACUCGUCGGUCAGGAAGGCUGGGACACUCCGGAUAAGUACAACGAAUGGACACCCCUCUUCCACGCUGCUCGUUACGGCCACGAGCAAUGCCUUCGCGUGCUUCUCGAGGCAGGAAGCAGGCCAGAUCGCACAGAUGAACUGGAAAACUCUGCCGUCCACUACGCAGCAUGGUACGGUCAUCACACGUGCGUAUCCCUUCUAAUGGAGGCGAAGCAGCGAUACACCGCCGCGCAUACACCCAUCUCGCACCCCUCACCCAUGUCCAUGUCGGACACUUGUUCCACUGGCGGCGAGUCCGAUAUCGACGCCAUCCCGUCGCUUUCGCUGCCACCGCCUAUGAUGCCGUACCGCGUCUACGGGCACAACUAUCUCGACAAGAACACACUUGUACAAGUGUCCAUCGGCCAUCGCAUGUCGCGCUACCCUGAGUCCGGCUUGGAGAAGACAGAGCGAUACCUUCACACCUCGCCUCGACUAAAACUGGUCGUCACGGCCUCGCCAGCUGUCACUGCCGCGCCCUUCAGCAUCUCACUCCCGUUAGCCGACGACGAGAGGACAGUGUACACCUUCCAGGUACCCUCGAUCGACACACUUUCCCUGGAAUUCUCGUUAUACCCAAACUUUGGCACGAAAAUCGUUGGUCGAGCAGCCUCGUUGCCAUCAUCAUUGGGACCAGGCUCGACGAAAGCAUCGACAUUGCCCAUCUUUGACCAUCGCCUGCAUGUCAUCGGAGAGGUCUCUUUCGAGAUCAUCACGGUUACCCCAUUCAGCGGAGUGACUCUUGAGAUUGGAGGCGCAGUUGAGACGUACUGGAAGGCGAUCGCCAGUCCGUUAUCCACACCAUCCGCGAAAGCGACAACUCCGCGGUUCAUGCCCCCUUCACGUUCGCUGGCUUCAGCGCAAACAUCUCCCUCGGCACACUCGAUCAUCUCCUCGGGAAGCCAUUCUCUUACACACUCUUCGCUAAGCGGCAGCUUUUUCUACAUCACUGUGCAAGUCACGCGGGACCUGCAGCCGGUGGCAUAUCCGGAGUGGAGGCUGCCGGAUGACACCUUUGACCUCGGGGUGGCGGACGUCACGCUCGCGCAGUUCCUGGCCCUUGCAGAACGCCGCGGGCGACGGCCACUGCCGCCAGCGAGCUCGUCGCUAUCGAUCAAGGACAUCCAAGCGGUGAUAUCACGCUCGAUGGUGGCGCUCUCCGAUCUCCUCAAGAUUAUCCCCGCCCACCUCGGCGUGUGCCUUGAGCUCGCGUACCCGACGGCUCCGGUGCUCGAGCAGCGGACGCUGGGCCAUCGGGUCGAUCUCAACGACGCCGUGGACGCGGUCCUGCGGACGAUCUAUGACAUAACCUCGCUCGAGGGGCACGUCGGCCGGCGGAACGUCGUCUUUACGUCAUUCGCCCCGGACGUUUGCGCGGCCUUGAAUUGGAAGCAGCCAAAUUAUCCCGUGUUCUUCGCGUCACAGUGCGGACGGACGGGCGCACACGCGCCCAGCGCUACCGCGCUGGCCGUCCGGGACGCCCGCGACUACCGCGUGUCGAGCCUCAACUCGGCCGUCGAGGUCUGCAAGACGAACAACCUGCUCGGGCUGUUGCUCGACGCGGAGUUCUUGAACGAGGUACCGUCGCUGAUCCAGGCGGUGAAAGACUGCGGGCUCCUGCUCGGGGCCUUUGGCGUCGCGAGCCAGCUGCCGAUGCUCGAGUCAAACGGCAUAGACGCAUUUUUGCACGACGGAGUCAUGACGUAUUCUACACGACAUUACUGAAUAGAACAUACAGGAAAACUAAUGUACCUCAAUAUAUCCCACUAACUGUACAUUGAUCGUCCAAGAGACCAUCUACGAGCUGUAUAAGCAUGCGUUUUUUCUCCCGUUCGCGUGUGUGCCGUGUGUGCCGUCCCGAGGGUGCACCCUCGCUCUAUAUGGACGCCUUGUAAAGAGACGCAUACGCCCCGCCGGCGGCCAGGAGCUCUUCGUGGGUGCCGAACUCGAUGAUCGUCUGCG